CCUGUGGGUGGCAUGGGACAACCUCUGCCAGCUAGGAUACGACGAGGACCCCAGCACUCUGUUCCACGAGGAGGCGAUUCUCCUGCAGUUCCAGCAGAUGAGGAGCAGCUUGUCGACCCCAGCUGUCAAGCCUCAAUCUCAACCGUCAGGCCUCAGCCUUGAGAUGCCCGAGGCCGCAACCCCGAUGAGUAUGAGCAAUGCCAACACGAGCAUCAGCGUACAUCCUUCUACUCCUGGAUCCAACGCAGGCGGCAUGAGCACGGUAACGCCAAUCACGCCGUGGGCGAGCUCGAAUCCACAGACGGGAUCCACUCCUGUAUCGGCUCCCACCAACACGAGUGCUCUCGCUGCCAACUUCGCGACUCCUGUACAGACUCAUAUGGACUUCACUCCAGACUCCUCCCUUACCCCUACAGGGAGCGGCCCCCCUCCUCUCCUCUCCAAGGUGACUCAAGGGCUGGUCUUCCAACUCCGAGACUCACAGUUGACCUCCCCCCUUCCCCCUCCCCCCCUCUUUCUGCUCCUCCUUUAUCCCUCCCUGGUGAGUCCCUGUAUGUGUCUUCCUGCUAUCUUACCCUUCUUCUCCUCCUCCUUUCAGACUUUGGGGAUGGGGCGCUGAUGCCCAUGGCCAGGUACCGGUCGACUGAGGCCCUCCAAGCUCUCUCCGAGCUGCCCAAGUGCCACUACAACACCGGAUGGGUCCAAUGCCAGGUUGCCAUCGCCUACUUCAACAUGGCGCAGCAUCUCAAGGAAAGGAGGGCGUGCUGCCUUCUCGGCAGGCUCAAGGGGAUGGAGAUUUACUCCACCGUCCUCUGGUUCCUCAAGCGCGAGCACGACCUCUGUUACCUCGCACAAGAAAUGGUAGCCCUCGACCGUCUUGCCCCACAGACUUGGUGUGUGCUGGGGAACUGCUUCUCUCUGCAGAGAGAGUUCGAGACGGCGAUCAAGUUCUUCCACCGGGCGGUGCAGGUAGACCCGUGCUUCACCUACGCCUACACGCUAGCCGGACACGAGCAUGUGUCCAACGAGGACUUCGACAAGGCGACUAGCGCGUUCAGAGAUGCCGUGAGGUAUGACGACCGACACUACAACGCCUGGUACGGGUUGGGAACCAUCUACCUCAAGCAAGAGAAGUUUCAGCUGGCCGAGUAUCACUUCCGACGAGCGCUCGAGAUCAACCCGAGGAACUCGGUGCUCCACUGCUACCUCGGCAUGGCCCUGCUGUCCUCCUCUUGCUACGACGACGCGAUCGCUGUUCUCAAUCGAGCGAUCAAAAUGGACCCCAACAAUCCCUUGGCAAAGUUAAGAAAGGCAAUCGCUCUCUCGCAGCUGAAUAGGAACGAGGAGGCUCUUGAAGAGCUCAUCUCUCUCCAGCAAAUCGCCCCAAGAGAGAGCACAGUGCUGAUUCAGAUGGGCAAAGUGCAGAAGAAACUUGGGAAGCUACAUGACGCGCUGGCAAGUUUCAACCACGCCUCGGACCUUGACCCUAAGAUGGGAAACAUCAUCAAGGGACACAUCGACAAGCUGCAAAUGGCAGAUCUGCUGGAAGAGGACUCGAUGCUGUAAUGCAAGUGAUGGCAUGGAGACAGAGGGCACGAAAGGAGACUGGGAAAACCUCCCCCUCCCCCGCCUUCCGCGAGUUAGCAUACCAAUCAAUCAAUCAAGUGAAUGAAUCAAGGGUAUACACG
Messenger RNA from Guillardia theta CCMP2712, 1688 nucleotides. RefSeq lists its product as hypothetical. The transcript is spliced from 16 exons. Gene Ontology annotation, biological process: cell division. The record is from RefSeq and is a predicted model, not a curated record. Gene Ontology annotation, molecular function: protein binding. Bases 619 to 1566 code for a protein of 315 amino acids. Lineage: Eukaryota; Cryptophyceae; Pyrenomonadales; Geminigeraceae.